AUGCCUUCGAGAAUACAGUAUUUCCCGGAAUUUCCCAGAUGCAGCGAUCAUGCUGCCAUAAUGAUAUCGCGUAUGGGCGACUGUUGUCCUAAGCGCUAUCACAUGCGUGAAAUAAUGGCAUACGAUUCGAUGGUUAUGGAAUUGAUAGCCCUAGAAAAUGACAAUGCCGCCAUUGUGGGAAUUUGCCAGAUCUUGGACAUGACUAAUAUGAAUGUUGAACAUGCGGCGCAAUUAGAUAGUGGACUGUUUAGGAAAUGGUGGUACUGGACGAAUUAUUGCUGUCCAUUGCGCAUAAAUGUGAUCUAUUGCUUGAAUGCACCAAAAGAAAUACAAAAUUGGAUGACGUUAAUGAAGACAUUA
Molecule: messenger RNA, 360 nt
Organism: Rhagoletis zephyria (snowberry fruit fly)
Lineage: Eukaryota; Metazoa; Arthropoda; Insecta; Diptera; Tephritidae
Cellular component (GO): membrane
Molecular function (GO): phosphatidylinositol bisphosphate binding
Source: RefSeq, a predicted model, not a curated record